UUUUUCAUUUUAGUUAAAGUAGUACCAUAUUGUUUAAAUUAAUUUAUAAAGUGAAAAAAGUUAGGUUUUGAAUUCGACCAUUUGUAUUUGUGAAUAUGAAAUUUACCUAGUAUUAUUAGCAGUUUAAUUAAAUAUACUACAUCUUUAUUUAUGUCAGAAUUUCUGAAAUAAAUAAUUAGAUCAAAACCAUUAAAUAGUACAACCAGUCCUAUUUUUAUGUAAAAAAAUUCUGUAUGUCAAUCCAAAAAAUGCUACUAUAAAUACAGGCAAAAAACAAAUGCAUUGUGGUCUCCUCCAUUCCACAGAAUCACAUGUAUCGUCAAUAUUCAGCUUGAAUCUUUCCAAAACAUGUUUCACAGUAUAAAUUCUAUGUAACAUUUUAAAUGAAACUUCCUUUGGAAUUUUAAAAUCAUCAAGAAAUUCCCCAUAUGAGAGUAGAUAUCCAUCCUCAUUCAGUAACUGACCAACCAAAAUCAUUUUAUUCUCAAACCAGUUAUGAAAAAAAAUAAUACUUAUUUUUAAAUUGUAUAUCUUUGUUGUUCCAAAUAAAGAAUCUGUGAGGGGAAAUUGUGUUUAUACGCUAACAUCCAAGCUAAAAUUGCCUGCUUGUGGAAUUUAGGCAAUUUUACAGGGAUUUUAUCAACAUCAAAAUUACGAAGCAAAAAAUUCUAAACCACCAACAGAGUCAAAUACAUACUUAGGGAAGACAUUCCAAAUACUGUUCUGGUUCUUAAUAUCUAAUUUAUUUUAAAAGUAUUAUUUAGAGUAUUGAAAUCUAAAACCUCAAGACCUCCUUGUUCUUGGGUAUUAGUGAGAAUAUAUUUCCGUAGAUAGUGAGGCUUGUUCCUCCAAAUCAAAUUAUAAAGAAUCUUAUCGAAGUCCUUUACAAUUUUAGGGGAUAAUUCAAGUGAUAACGAGACAUAAACCGAUCUGGAUAACCCUUCAGCUUUGGACAUUAAAACCAGACCGUGUAACGAAAUAUCUCUCAGCAACCAGAGGUUAAAUUUCUUCUUUGUUUUCUCAAUAAUGGGGUCAAAGUUUAAUUUACUCCUUUGUUUUUCAUCCUUGCAUAUAACAAUUCCAAGAGAAGUAAACUUAAUCUUUCAUUUGGAUACAAUAUACUUCCUGUAAAACACAAUCCUUGAGUGGAAAUAAGACUGACUUAUUGAUAUACAUUUUCAAACCUGAAACGAAGGAAAAGUCUUCAAUACAGGAAACUGCUAUAGAAACCUCAUUCCUGUCUUUCCAAAAUAUGGCGGUAUUAUCACCCAGUUGACAUAGUUUAAAUUCAUUGCAGUCAGGGGUACUUGGAGACGACAGUUAACCCGAUGACGUUUUUCUACGUCUGAGUUUAGCUAGCCAACGUCGCCAUGACAUCGCCUACAAACGUUCUCGGGGAUUUCUAUUAGAGAAGCAGUUUCUGCUUAUCUUCAUACUGUGCUGUCUUUGUUAAUAUUAUCUGACGAUAGUCACUCACUUUUUGCCUGGACGCGGAGGGCGGAUGUAAACGACUACACAGAGCUAUGAAAACUGCGGGCGUAAAAAUGAGCUAAUUAGUUAUGCGGGCGUAAAAAUUUGCAAAUUAGUCAGCUUGACACGUACGUUUUGAUGGAUUUUCGUUGAACUUGCUUUCUUCCUUGCGAGCAAAUGUAGCCUGCUAGCUAACGUUAGUCAGUAAGCUUAUUUUUAAUGUUUCCAGGUGACGAGCGACACGACUCAGUGUAUUGUUGUGAAUUAACCGUCGUUCUGGAUCAUUCAAUACUUAUUUUUAUUUAAAAAAUUGCAAUGCAGCUAACUGCCAUGUCUAACGUUAUUGUUGUUAGCUAGCUCGCUAACGUCAUGCCCGCUAUGGCUUCAGCAGCAGGCGCAUCUGGUUCCAAGGUGUAAUGAAUGACACAGCCGCGGGGGAUAACGCGUUGCUUGGAGCUCGCUAGUUUACCAGCGGAAACAUAUUUGAACUAACUAAGUUUUCAUUGCCCGCUAUGGCUUCAGCAGCUGGCGCAUCUGGUUCCAAGGUGUAAUGAAUGACACAGCCGCGGGGGAUAACGCGUUGCUUGGAGCUCGCUAGUUUACCAGCGGAAACAUAUUUGAACUAACUAAGUUUUCAUUGUACGCGAUGUGAUGCACAGAUACGAUGGCAGACAGCGCUGGAGCUAAGAAUGAUAAUUCCAUAAUGGAAAGUCCACCCGUUAGCCCCUUGUCCGGGAGGGAAAAGCCUCCAGAGUCUCCUGGCUCUCGCUCAAGGUACCAGGUCAGCGCACCCGGACACAGUUUUAGGAAAGUGACUCUCACCAAGCCAACGUUCUGCCACAACUGCAGUGAUUUCAUAUGGGGUCUUAACGGAUUCGUUUGUGAAGUGUGUAACUUUAUGUGCCAUGAAAAGUGCCUGAAGAUGGUGAGGACUGUGUGUUCAUGCAUGGCCCCAACACAGGUGCGGGUCCCUGUCGCCCAUUGCUUUGGUCCAGCAGGGCAGAAAAAGAGAUUCUGCUGUGUGUGUCGAAAGCAUCUGGAGGGAAACACUGCCGUUCGCUGUGAAGUUUGUGAGCUGCAUGCCCACUAUGACUGUGCUACGUUCAGUUGUGGCGACUGCCGUCUCUGUCACCAGGAUGGGAGUCAGGACUUUGCCAAGGAUACGUUCCCCCACCACUGGCGGGAGGGGAACAUUCCUUCAGGUGCACGCUGUGAGGUCUGCCGGCGCACCUGUAGCUCCUCAGACGUCCUGGCGGGGAUGCGGUGUCAGUGGUGUGGUAUUACGACACACGCUGCCUGUUAUCUCAUUGUGCCGCCAGAGUGCGGUCUGGGACGGCUACGCAACAUGCUUCUUCACCCUGCUUGUGUGAGAAUAUGCUCGAGGAACUUUAGCAAGAUGCACUGCUACCGCAUCUCUGAGAGCUACCAGAAUGAGCUCGAUAACUUGGAAGAUGCUGACAGACCUACAAAGGAGAGCCAGCUGGCAACCACACCAGAUUCCGGGAAGCAGGUUCUCAAGGUGUUUGAUGGGGAUGAUGCAGUCAAGCGUAGCCACUUCCGUUUGGUCUCCAUUCCUCGGAUAACCAAGAAUGUGGAAGUAGUGGAGUCAGCGUUGAGGGCCUUUUACAUCCCAGAUGACCCCCUGGAAUAUGAGCUCAAAGACAACGGCCAGCAGUCUCUAGUCGAUGACGACAUCCUCAACCAUAACGGCACCCCCGAUAAGGCAAUCUUUAAGGAGAAUGUGCCCGAGGCGUGGCUCCUAAGGGCCAAACCUCAGGAAACCGAGGUCCUCAGUAUCUAUGCCGGCUGGCUCAAGGUUAUUGUGGCGUACAUAUCCAUCUCCAAGAACAGCACUGUGGAUUCUGUCAUUAAGGAGGUCCUCACUCAACUGGGAAAACAGAAUGAAGACCCAUCAAGCUUCAAUCUUGUGGAGGUUUACAUGGGCAGUAAGCAAGUUCAGAGACGAGUGCUGACAGGCCAGGAGCUGCUGCUGGACAAACUGCAGGAGAUAAGGAAGAUCUCCCUGAGGCAGAUGAACCAGACCCAGAUUGUGCAGGUCAACCUGCUUUUAGAGGGACUGCCUGUACAGCUGAGCAAGGAGGAAUAUGCAGACCUGCUACAGGAGCACUUAGCUAUCAAGAGUCACUUGGUUACCAUCACACAUGUUUACGGGAACCAAGGUGCAGUGGUGUUGCAGAUAUCGUGUUUCUCUGAGGCUGAGAGGAUCUACAUGUUAGCCAAAGACACAUCUGUCAGCAACCAGCAGCUCACCUCUCUUGUCCUACCAGAGAUCAUGCACAACAAGUUACCCAAAGGUGACUCGCCCCUACUGGUGUUUGUUAACCCUAAGAGCGGUGAGCUGAAGGGCAGAGAGCUCCUCUAUGGUUUCCGGAAGCUUCUGAACCCCCACCAAGUGUUUGACAUGACCAAUGGGGGACCAUUGUCUGGACUCCACACAUUUAGGGCGGUGCCCCGCUUCCGGGUGCUGGUGUGUGGGGGAGAUGGGACAGUGGGCUGGGUCCUGGGAGUCUUGGAGGCCAUCAGACACAAGCUGGUCUGUCUCGAGCCCCCCGUCGGCAUCGUCCCACUCGGCACAGGUAACGACCUGGCGCGGAUCCUGCGCUGGGGGGCAGGUUACAGCGGAGAGGACCCCCACCACAUCCUGGUAUCUGUGGACGAGGCGGAGGAGGUGCAGAUAGACCGUUGGACUAUUCUGCUGGAUGCACAGGAGAUCACAGAUGACGGCAAGGAGAACGGCUUCCUGGAACCACCAAAGAUAGUGCAGAUGAACAACUAUUUUGGGCUGGGCAUCGAUGCUGAAGUCAGUCUGGACUUCCACCAUGCCCGUCAAGAGGAACCAGGGAAGUUCAACAGCAGGUUUCACAACAAAGGUGUGUACCUGAAGGCGGGUCUGCAGAAGCUGAGUCACACACGGAACCUUCACAAGGACCUCAAACUACAGGUGGACAAGCAAGACAUAGAACUGCCCAGCAUAGAAGGCCUCAUCUUCCUAAACAUUCCCAGCUGGGGCUCCGGGGCAGACCUGUGGGGAUCAGAGGGUGACUCGCGCUACGGGAAACCUCGCAUUGACGAUGGCAUGCUGGAGGUGGUGGGGGUGACUGGGGUGGUACACAUGGGCCAGGUGCAGAGCGGCAUGCGCUCUGGGAUCCGUCUCGCCCAGGGCAACUACGUGCGUAUCACAGCGACCAAGCCCAUCCCUGUGCAGGUGGAUGGAGAGCCCUGGAUCCAGGCCCCCGGACAUAUCAUCAUAUCUGCAGCAGGCCCAAAGGUGCGGAUGUUGAGGAAGUACAAACACAAGUAGAAGAAGCAGUCUGCCAGCCUAAAAGAGGGGCUAUCUGAAUGCCCUUCGACCAGCGAUGGGGGACAAUGAGCCCCCCCCCCCAACAUCUGCUCCUUGGUGUCUCCGUGAGAGCACGAUGGUCUGUUGGCUGCUCUAAACAGCUGUGACCUGUGUGCCCAAUAGGUUCUCAGAUGGUUUGUGUAGUUAGCACUUAUAGCUCCUGUAGUGGUACAUUGACAAAACAUUUAGCAGUCACUCCCAUUAUCAUCUUAAUGUUUAUCAAUUUCACAGUUGUUGGGUUCGGUUUGCCCCUGUUAAGAUCCUUCAGAUUAGGUUCUUGUCGAAUUUGUUGGUUUCUUUUUUUGUUUUUCAGUCCAUCAGAGUUGUUAUGGCCUGGUAUUUUAUGAGCGACAUACAUAGUACCACUAUAAAAUUGUUACCAUCUGGUACUUAUUAAAAAUGAUUCAAUAAUACAUUUUGAAACAAAUAGUACUAAGUAGAAUUUGGUACCAAGUAGUUACAAUGAAUCAAUAAGAUACCAAACACACACAAUUUUGUGGACACCCCUUCAAAUGAGUGGAUACGGCUAUUUCAGCCACACCCGUUUCUGACAGGUGGAUAAAAUCGAGCACACAGCCAUGCAAUCUCGAUAGACAAACAUUGGCAGUAGAAGGGCUUUCCUGAAGAGCUCAGUGACUUUCAACGUGGCAUAGAAUGCCCUCAUAGGAUGCCACCUUUCCAUCAAGUCAGUUUGUCAAAUUUCUGCCCUGCUAGAGCUUCCCCGGUCAACUGUAAGUGCUGUUAUAGUGAAGUGGAAACAUCUAGGAGCAACGGCUCAGCCGCGAACUGGUAGGCCACAGAACGGGACCGCCGGGUGCUGAGGUGUGUAGCUCGUAAAAAUGGUCUGUCCUCUGUAGAAACACUCCCUACCGAGUUUCCGAACUGCCUCUGGAAGCAACGUCAGUACAAGAACUGUUUGUUUGGAGCAUCAUGAAAUGGGUUUCCAUCGCUGAGCAGCCUCACACCAGCCUAAGAUUACCAUGCGCAACGCCAAGUGUUGGCUGGAGUGGAAACCCAUUGGACUCUGGAGCACUUGAAACAUGUUCUCUGGAGUAAUGAAUCACACUUCACUGUCGGACGGACUAAUCUGGUUAUGGCGGAUGCCAGGAGAAUGUUACCUGCCCUAAUAAUGGUCUGGGGCUGUUUUUCAUGGUUCAGGCUAGCCCCCCCAUGCACAAAGCGAGGUCCAUACAGAAAUGGUUUGUCGAGACGUGUGGAAGAACUUGACUGGCCUGCGCAGAGCCCUGACGUUUGGGAUGAAUUGGAAUGCUGACUGCGAGCCAGGCCUAAUUGCACAACAUCAUUGCCUGACCUCACUAAUGCUCUUGUUGCUGAAUUGAAGCAUGUCCCCACAGCAAUGUUCCAACAUCUAAUGGAAAGCCUAACAGAAGAGUGGAGGCUGUUUAUAGCAGCAAAGCGGGGACCAACUUUUGGAAUGAGAUGUUUGACGAGCAGGUGUCCACAUACUCUUGGUCAUAUAGUAUAUUUAUAAGAUGUAAUUACACUGCUACCAUGUAAAUACCAGACUGUAAAAUAAAGUGUAAAUGUUGCUUUUUCGAAGUUCAGACAUCGAGCUGCUUCAGAGAGUCCUCUGAGUCAAAUACUGGAUUAAAAUGUAAAAUAUUCCAGACACUUGUGCUUGGUUUCACAAUGUACUAAUGUAAAAAAAAGGGAAAAAAAUUACUUUGCGUAAAAUUCUUAAGAAAUUAGAUUAGAGGAAAAGAAAACUGACUAUACCUAUACUGACUAUGUCUAAAACCACACCGUGGCCAUUUAAUAACAAUUUUAUAAAGUUAAUGUGAGACAUUAUUUCAAGUAGAGGCUUACGACAGUCUCGGAAAUAUGCACAGCCGCACACACAAACGCACUCACAUCUUAAUAUUCAGUCUGUAGCUAAGUACCUCAUAUUUCAGUACCUCAGCCUUUCUUUGUAGCAGUCGACCUCACUGCAGAAUGUGUUUACCAACACUUAAUGCCUCACAAAUGUAUUCCAAACAUAAGUAUCAUUGGGAGACGGGAAAGCUGUCGAGAAAGCUGUCGAGGAAGCUGUAGGUAGGAAAUUUGAAUGGAAUCAUGACUUAAACGUUGCACUCCCAUACGUUGUCUCUGUUGCUGCUAAUUUUUUAUAGUUGAUGGAAUGAAUGCAGGGAGGAGAUCACUAGCCAAUCCUAAACAUGCAUUAAAAACUAGAGGCUUGUAUUGGAUUUCUCCAGUCAUUUAGUUGGCCUAGAGAUCAUGUUUCAUCCAUAGUAGAAAGUAUGCCUGAGUACCUGUUCUCUUGUCAGCACUUCGUCCACAUUCCUGAUGAUGUAGAAUUUACAAGAAAAUGCAAUCAUGAAAAGACUCCAUAAUAUGAAAGAAGAUCUCUUUAAAAAAUAUUUGUUUAACAUCCCAGCACAUGUGAUGUAGCUGGAACAGUAUUUGAUCGUAUGUAAGUUGACUCACUUUUGUGGCUUGGUGCUAGUGUGUAUCAAAAUGUUUGAAUCUUUCACCCCACUAGCAGCUUCCGGGCCCUUUUCAAUCAAAGCUGAUAAGCAGGUGUCAGGGUUGAGUCUGAGUCUGCAGUCCUUUUAUGCAGUGUGAAAGCUUUUGAAUUGACAUGCAGUUGAUGUUCUUGAUUUUGACUACAGGAAUCAAAUGUGCAUUGACAGCUAGGCUUGAAUGAAUAGGGUCCUAGACUGUUUGGUCAUCAUGGCCAUUUAGACACACUCACUGGUUCCUCAUCGGCCGUGUUCCAAUUCUCUCAAUGGCUUCCUUUCCUUGUCUCCUCUCCUUCCUGACCACUAGUAAAUGAAAGGAUUGGAUAGGUAUUCACUAUAUACAGUACCAUACUUUCACCAUUCAAGUCAAGAGACUUAUAUGGGUUCAUUAACUUGUCAUAAAACUGAGGGGACACAUGUACUGUCAAAUGCAUGUACUGUCAACACCAUGUAUACAGAAGUCACAUGGGUAAACAUUGAGUUUUUAUAUCGUCCAUGUUUAUUCCAUUUAGAGGCAGAAAGUGUUUAUGCAUGUACAGUAUGUAGAGGUAAGUAUUGUGUUUCAGAUCAAUAUGUAUCUUUGGUAUCUGUCUUUGGUGUCAAUGGUCAGCUCUGUUCUGCAGUGCCCAUUGGAAAAUACAGUAUUUUAGAAUAAUUGCUGUGAGGCUAAAGUCACAACAUAACUCCAUCCCCAAAAGCAAUCCACACCAAUGAUGGCGAUAGUCCAAUAUGUUUUCCCCUUUAACCUGUUUCAUAAGACUGAUGAAUGUCCACACCAAGGGAUGAAAUGAAAAGACAUGGGAGAAGUGAUGACUGAUUGCUGGUAAAUGCAUCAGAACACAGUUUGAUCAGGGUUUUCAAUGUGUUUACCUACAAAAGUGUCAUAGUUUUUAUUUUUUCCAUUUCUCCUCAAUGUUGCUGCGCUGAAAACUGCGUAACAGCGUUGAUGUCAAUGCCCAAGAUACUAUUUUUUUGUGUUGAAUGUCGCUUAUGUGCGUCUCGUAGUAAGUUUACAGCUUCUGAGUAAAUUGUGCCUGUGCGAUGAACCUUCAGGCCAAAGUGUCGUUCUGUGGUGUCAUUAGGCCUAAACUCCACGUUGUGCCUCAUUGAAGUGCUUCUAGAACCUUGGUGGUAUUACCUGUGUGUCAAAAUGUUUAACAUGAUAUGUGGUCCACUCUUGCUGGUGCAGUGAUUUGAAUAUCUUAAUCUCUGCAUUUCUAGACCAUUUUGAGUUAAUGUGAUUUAUGUUGUCAAUUCUGUAUUUUUAUUUUGUUUUCCUAAUAGAAGGUAUUUUGUUUUUUACCAAGUCUUAAUGGAAGUUAAAUGUUAAAAUGAAUAAAUAUUUUUGCAGACAAAAGCUGUUUUUAGUUUUAACUGUAAAUUGCACUAAAAUGUACAGACGCUUUUAGGUGAUAAGAUUGUUUACUGUUACUGUUGAAAUAACUAAAUAAAAAAAAUUCAAACUAAAGAAAUAUGAAACGA
Oncorhynchus kisutch (coho salmon) is the source of this 8793-nucleotide messenger RNA. Its product is annotated as diacylglycerol kinase theta. The transcript has 23 exons. Bases 2135 to 4792 code for a protein of 885 amino acids. Lineage: Eukaryota; Metazoa; Chordata; Actinopteri; Salmoniformes; Salmonidae. Gene Ontology annotation, molecular function: ATP-dependent diacylglycerol kinase activity. Gene Ontology annotation, biological process: phospholipase C-activating G protein-coupled receptor signaling pathway. Gene Ontology annotation, cellular component: membrane. The record is from RefSeq and is a predicted model, not a curated record.